AAAGUUUUAAAAGUAGAAAAAAUAAAAACAUAUCUGACUGGGAAAAACUUUACGAAUUAACCAAAAUGAUUAUGGACGAUCCUUUGGACGAUUAUGAUAAUUUGGUCGAUUUUCAUAUUGUUCUGGUGGAAGUAAUAAAGCUUAAAUCUAAUUAUGUACAAGGGCAAUUACCAGGAAAAAAAGCCGAAUUAGAAAAGUUAGUAAAACAGGCCAAGAAAAAACUAGUUAGCGAUGCAGAAAAGGAAUGGUUUGAAGUUUAUUUAGAAACAGGACAAGAACAGUACAGUUCAUUUGUUAAUAAGCAGGUUGAAUGA
This is a messenger RNA of Dentiscutata erythropus, 314 nucleotides long. Lineage: Eukaryota; Fungi; Glomeromycota; Glomeromycetes; Diversisporales; Gigasporaceae. The record is from the annotation of a GenBank genome assembly.